UACUAUAUAUUUAAAUGUGUUAUGCAAUGCAACAUAGAGAAAGUAAAGCAUCAUUGCUCCAACACUUCUUUUUCAGAGUGCCAGAGAAAAAGAGUGAAUUUUAAUUUGCAGAUUAAUUAAAAUAAUUCUGACAAAGAGAUAAUGGGGGGACUCAUGCUAAUCAAGAAAAUUGGUCUCUUCUUCCUUCUCAUAUCUGCAUCCCUUUUAUCAACUUCAUUUGCAGGUCGACAGUCGAAGUUUUAUUUGAGCAACCUUGAGCAGGAAGAGCUGGUUACAACUGCGAAUGAGGAGGAGCAAUUACGGCAUGAAAGGCUUCUUAGAAUGAACACAAAGGAUUAUGGGAGAUAUGACCCAACACCUGCUUUAUCCAAACCACCUUUCAAGCUCAUUCCAAAUUAAUCAUGAUGACAUAAUUAGGGUUUGUGGAAACCCUAAUCUGAGUGGAAUAUGAAUGCAUACUAGCUAAGCUAGCUAGUACUACAUAUGUGUUACGUUAAUUAAGUAGUACUAUAUAUGUUUGUACUGUAAGAUAUAUACUAUAGAAUCCUUGUAAGCUAUGCUUAUAUAUUUUGGCAUGAGUACUGGUUGUAGUUUUCUUCGUCUGUAAUAUAUACUUAUCUGUGUAAAAAUAUAUAUAACAAAAAUAAUUUUAUGCA
This is a messenger RNA of Capsicum annuum, 656 nucleotides long. RefSeq names its product protein CASPARIAN STRIP INTEGRITY FACTOR 1. The record is from RefSeq and is a predicted model, not a curated record. Bases 142 to 399 code for a protein of 85 amino acids. Lineage: Eukaryota; Viridiplantae; Streptophyta; Magnoliopsida; Solanales; Solanaceae. The transcript has 3 exons.